Molecule: messenger RNA, 2312 nt
Organism: Neurospora hispaniola
Lineage: Eukaryota; Fungi; Ascomycota; Sordariomycetes; Sordariales; Sordariaceae
Product: Clr5 domain-containing protein
Exons: 3
Coding region: 378-1847 (489 amino acids)
Source: RefSeq, a predicted model, not a curated record
UUUUUUUUUUUUUUGGUGCUAGUCAACAUGUAGCCACACCCGCACACACACCCAUUGAAGAUCCUCAUACCUCGGAGCGCUGCCGAUGCAUCUGGCGGUCUAGGGCUGAUGCUGUUCCCGUGUUUUCAACGGUUCAUCGUCAGGGCAAGAAAAACUUUUCGUCUGUUGACUUUAACAUGGUGUCGAGCGGCUCUAUUUUCCUAUCAACGGGAGUGACCUGUUCAGGUAUAUAACCACUCACCUGCUCCCCUCUGUCCGUCGUCAUGCGUUCCACAGGCAUCCAAUAGUUCCUCAGUAUAAAAAGGCCUCGGGAGCCUACUGUUCUAUUUUUGGGCUCCCGCCAGACCACUUUCAAUCUUACACCAAGUAUUUUCACAAUGUCAAACCUUUCCGAGAGACAGUCCAAGUUGGACAAACACCGGGACACCAUCUAUCGCUUGUACAUCACGGAAAACAAAACCCUAUCGCAAGUUAUUGACAUUAUGAAACGCGACCAUAACUUGCUGGCUUCGGACAAAAAAUACAAGCGUUACUUCAAGAUCUGGGGAUUCGAGAAAAACUACAAGACCAGUGAAAUGAUAUCCAUGCUCAAGAUGCAACAAAAGCGGCUCAGGGAAGGAAAGAAAACGAUAUUCUGCAACGAGCAUGGCCAGAAGAUACCCAAGAGCAAGUUCACGCGGUUCAAGAACCGUCACACAAUCAGGGAGUUUGCGGAUGAAGAGUUACAAGACGUCGAAAUCCCAAGAGGCAUCACCUACAAAACACCCGAGCCAGAUGACACCAAAACCCGGUCGAAGAAUCGUCCCAGCACCAAUAGAACUGGCGAAAGAACAGGCAUGGGGAUGGAGGAACCUCAAGUCAUACCCGCAAGAUCAGGCUCGUCAUUGUCCAUGUCCUAUCCGAACUGGAGCCAGUGUCGGGAUACCGAUUUUACCCCAACGAAUGCCUCUCCUGCGCCUUCGGCGUACUCCUUGAACACUACAAUAGGUGCUCCCACUGCUCCAAUGGCGGCCUACGCGUCGAGGCAUCAUGGCCAGAUUGAGACACACUUCUCCCCAUACUCGACGGCCAUCAGCGACCCAGGUGAAUAUCAGUUAUCUGCAAGUUUAAGACAGAGCUCAGUGUCAUCUAUGCCGCCCCUUGACUUGAGCGACAACCGGGCUGGGCUCUUUUCCAGUACCGUUCCUUCUCCCGCUCUUUCUGCAUACAUGUUAAACGCUACUCUUGGCUGUCAAAUUUCACCAGUGGCAGCAUACACGACAACUGAGCAGCGUUCAGCGUAUGCGCUGGAUUCCCUAACACAAUUUUCAGGUGCCCACACCGCGGGUUCUGUUCACUUAACCGCCGGCGCAAGGCCGGGAUCGUCGUCAUACAAUAACUAUCAAGGGAAUCAUGUUGGGCCUUCCCGUGGUACUAUUAACUCUCUCGCAACCUCAGCUUCAUCACUAAACAACACCUGCGACCUUGGUGCUUCAUCCGCUUAUCCCUUUAACAACACAAUUACUGCCCCUGUUCCCCUCUCCUCUCCAAAGAAUGGCCAAGGGCAGUCUUCAGCCAAUGAUCCCAUCUCGCCGGGUCUACAGCUCAUUGAUUCCGGUCCCUCUCCAGCAUGCGGUCAGGGGGAGGUACUCUUCGGUUCCGGACUCGACAACUAUACUGGUGAUUAUGGCAGAUAUGAUAGUAUACCAACAAGCAAUGCGAACAACACAUACUCUCUUGUGUUGCAGCCAUAUCUUGAUGGGAUUGAGGAGUAUCCGUACUGCAAUACAAAGAGUUACUACAUUGCCGGAUAUCAGGGCGGAAAUGGCGUGGAUGAAAGUUUGGGGUUUCGAUCUCAGUCCCAUUGAGGAAAGAUGGUUCUGGUGAUGGUGAGGAUAAGGCGAUAAGUGGGCACAGAGCAAAAAAGAAAAAAAGAAAAAGGGGAUAGAAUGCUGCAUUGAACUGACUUCUUUGACUUCUCCGCCCUUGAAUAUUCGGCAUCGUUAGAGUAGGGGCUUACGCUGUCCCGUUUGUCGAGAAAGAAAGCUUCCUGGCCUGGACAAUGCAGCAUAUGAACGGGGCAAGCCAUGAAGCAGCCGGGGCAUACCAUUCCAAGCUAUUUAUUAGACAUAGCGAUAGAUAAAUCUGUCAACCCUCGCUAGAGUUUGUUAGCCCAUCACAUAUGCGCCGUUUCAUGACCGAGAUUGUUUCAUCGCUGUACAUGUUGGAGUGAAGAGGUUCAGCAACAUGAGGUUGAUCUGGAAAAAGAAAAAAAAGAUAUAGGACAUGGAAGACACGAAGGAUAUAUCUGAGAUUAAUUCGAUCGGGACGAG